CUUUUGCUGAGGCACCUGAGGUGGAUCGGUCAUGUGAGCCGUAUGGAUUCGACGCGGAUACCGAAGCAAAGCUUAUAUGGUCGGCUGAGUAUUGGGAAGCGGCACGUGGUGAAACCAAAGUUACGCUACCAGGGCAUGAUUAAAGUGAGCCUCUCACGUUCUAAUCUUGGUUGCAGGUCUUGGGAAUCGAAAGCGGUUGAUCGGUGUGCAUAGCGCAAUCUAAUCACGAAGGCAAUUGCCGAAGUGCGGGAGAAUGACCUCAUACAUGCAGAGAAGAAGCGGCAAGUGCGGAAGCGGCAAGCACCGAUGGGUUGUUCUCCAUCGACAUCAAGCGCAUGGUGCUGUAGCACAUGCGGUCGCGAGUGCCUGAGUCAGGCAGGCUUAGUGAGCCAUGAGCGAGGCCACUCGGGACCACUACCGAAGCGACGACGGGUCCUGCAGAGAUGAUUACGACGGGACUUCGUUACCUGCGGCGAUUUUCCAGUGUCUCAUUUCAGUCUCCUAGCCUGACUGAAAUUACAGUAACUUCCGAUCAGCAUGAGGAGUAUUUCAAGAGCUUAUUGCGUGAAAUCGCUUCCCCGACGCACACCCCUUUACCAGAGGCUGUUUCCGCAACUGAAAUCGCUCCAGAGGACAUUCUCGAAUCGCAGAAGCCUUUACCACACAGACACAAACGAAAGAAAAACAAAAAUGUGGAGUUGAAGUCUUUGACCCACUUUGCCACUAAGACAUCAGAUGUACAAAGGAUAUCCCACACUAGGCGAACCACCUAUAAACCCAAGAUCUCUGACCUUACUUUGGGACCCAUCUCGAGUGCUCCACUAUACCCACCCACUAUCAGUCCAGACCAAUCAAUAUGUGAUAGUAUAGUGACACUCCGCGAAUGGUUUUCGAAUCUUGAUUUAAAUUCCUUAUCCCCAACUCUCCAUCCUGCCGGGAAUUUAGCGGCAUAUGUUCCACGCUCACACACAUUAACUCAGUUGGUGCUCCUGGGUGUGGAUUUAUCGAAGAUUGAAUCCAUUCCUGGAGUGGCUAACAUGCUGGUUAAGCUUGACUUUCGAACAGCAGUAGAGCCACUAAUAUGGAAGCUUAAUGGUUAUGGCUUUUCCUUAAAAGCGGUUGCUCGCCUCUUUACCGGGUAUCCGAAAAUACUACAGCUUCCUUCAGACGAACUGGAUAAUCGUUUGAACUAUUUCUUGAGCCAUGGAUUCAAACAACCCGUCGUCGUUGAAAUGGUGACUCGUUACCCCACUGUACUACAGAUGGCAGUCAUUGAAGUGGACCGACAGUUGGGCGAUGUGCAAUCUGUGUUCCAAUUUAGCGCAGAUGAACUACGCGGCUGUGUUGCUUCCACUCCAAAAAUUAUCCUCCAUCCAUUAUCGAAAAUCAAAGACGUUUAUGUGAUCCUGACCAAAAUGAUUGGAUUUUCGACUCCAGUGACAAGAUCAAUGGUUUGCAGCCAUCCCAAGCUCCUUGUAACGGGUGAGUUGCCUCUGUUUCCGCACUAA
Dicrocoelium dendriticum is the source of this 1508-nucleotide messenger RNA. The record is from the annotation of a GenBank genome assembly. Lineage: Eukaryota; Metazoa; Platyhelminthes; Trematoda; Plagiorchiida; Dicrocoeliidae.